Messenger RNA from Hemicordylus capensis (graceful crag lizard), 2351 nucleotides. It is a transcript of the gene CLEC11A, whose product is annotated as C-type lectin domain containing 11A. Bases 181 to 1095 code for a protein of 304 amino acids. Lineage: Eukaryota; Metazoa; Chordata; Lepidosauria; Squamata; Cordylidae. The transcript has 4 exons. The record is from RefSeq and is a predicted model, not a curated record.
CUCCCCCCACUUCUGCCCCAACAUCGCCUGAGUGGGCAGACAGCAGUGAAUUCCAAGAAAGAGAGGCAGGCAGUGUCAUUCGUGAGUGGAUUUGGGCAGAUUGAGGGGAACGGAUUCCCUCCCCUCCCUCCCCAUUCCAUUUGGACGCCAUUGCCAAGGCCCAGAGGAAAGGGGAACGCCAUGGAGUUUGGGGUCAUGAUGCAGCUGCUGCUCGUGGGGGCGCUACUGAGGACAACUCAGGGACAGAGAGAGGAGUUAACUUCCGAGGAGGAAAGAAAAGCUCUGAUGCUCAAGCAUCUGCAGGAGGUCCUGGAGCUGUCAGAAGUGACUGAGGAGGAGGCUGCCCAGGAGGUCAUCUUGACGGAGAUAGGGGGCUCAGAUGGCAAGGAGGUCCUGGCAGAAGAGGUGGAAGAAGAAGUCUCUCCCCAUCCCACCCCGUUGACCCUGACGACAGCAUCCCCAGCUCAAGGGGAAGAGGAGGAGGAUGGCUUCACCUACGUGUUCUCACGGCUGAACAGCUUGGAUGCGGCCGUGCACCGCCUCAACGUGCAGUUCUACCACAUGGACGUGAGGGUGGCUCAGUUCUCCCAGGGCCUAGCUGAACUGAAAGGGGGCCUAAAUGAAGUUCGUGAGACUCUUACCAGCCUGAACGAAGUUGCAACCCACAACCAGAAAGAACUUGGACGAAUUGAUGGUUGCUUGCGCGGCCGGCGCACCCAGACCAAAUGUUUCCUGAUCUUCAAGCACUUUGAAGUCUACGACGGUGCACAAAAGCUUUGUGCGGCCCGGGGAGGAAACCUGGCCAUGCCAGCCGAUGCCACGGAGCUGGCCGUUUUGCGCCGCUACCUCCACGAUGCUUUCCAGCCCUACAACUGGCCAGCCUGGGUGGGCAUCCAUGACCGGCGUUCAGAAGGGCUGUGGCUCUUUGAGAGCGGGCAGCGCGUCUCCAUCUUCGAUUGGUACCGCGACCACUUAGUGACUCAACCGAACGGAAACACUCGUGAGAACUGCGUCUCCCUCAGUUCCGACGAUGGGAAAUGGUGGGACAAUGACUGUGAGCGGCGCAUGUACUACAUCUGCGAGUAUCGCCUCUAGGGGGCGCCCCUUCCCAAGCUCAGCCCCUUCCCUUAUGUGCAUGAUUGUGUUGGCAUCCUUCCACUUACAGUGCCACUAUAUAUGCAGCUCGUAUACAGUUUGCUGGAAGGGGCUACAGCCUCUGGGAGGCAAUGCUCCUCCCCUUCCUUUGCGCACGUGCAUUUCUACUCUCCCCCCAACACGACUGCUGGUGGCCCCUUGUAGUAUUUUCUUAGCCAAAGCAUUACACUUAUUUAGAAGCCCCUCCCCACCCUUAAAGAACGAAUUAUAUCUGGCUCUUCUCAAACAGGAGGCAAUGUCUAUGGCCUGGUAACAAAUAGCAGGUCAGUUCUGCAAAAGGCCAAUAGCAAGUCAGUUCUGUAAAAGACUUGCCUUUCCUAUUCCAUGGUGAUCUUUGCAGCUGUUCAGCUGAAUCUCUUUGGAGCUGCAUUGUCCGAAGGGGUCCGGUGUGCAAUAGACUCCAAAGCCUCAAAAGCUGUCCUUGCGUGGAAAGUGUAGUGAUCGGAUCCAUCCCAUACUGAUCACCAGGUUCCAUCUUCAGACCACCCGGUUCCACAUAGAGAGGGGCUACUGUGUUAGGACAAUACACACCAAUUAUCUGACUCCUCCCAGGGUAUUGACAGAAACAGACAUUAUGAGGGAGAUCCUUGAUCAGACCUCCUACUGUUUCUUUUUUUAACUUCAAAGCAGCUGUAGGGGCCUCCGAUUUGAUCAGAAGAACAGUACUGGGGAGUCGUGCCUAACACCGCCCCCCCCCCGCCAUUUUUUUCUGAUUGAAAUUUCAUCUCCAGAGCUGAAGGAAAAUGCAGGCACAAAGUGAUUGCUUUGAAGAAAAUCUAAAUAAAUAAAAAAGAACAGAGAUCCAAUAAUGGAUCUCCCAUGUCACAUGCUUCAGCCUUAAGAUUAUGGAAAGUCUGGAAUUUAAAUACAGCCCUUUUCAAUUUAGAGUCCCCUUUCAAAUUCUGCCCAGUUGGAAAAGAAUGCUGGACAUCUUUCUUCUAAAAAUAAAAUGGCUUUAAAAAAAAUAGUUCUAAGGACAGCAUGUUCAAUGUCCCCUUUAGGGAAACAAACCAUGUGCCUUCCACUAUGCCCCCCCCCCACAUGUGCUUUCUAAUUCUCUUUCUCAGCUGACCAUGCUUCCCCCCCGCCCCACACCCUUGAGACAAAGUUCAUCCUAUUAUGCCUUGAGUUGCUGGCCAAUAUGGAUCAGUUUGAUUUAUCUUCUCACACAGCUAAAUAAAGUUUACUCCUACUUA